CGCAUAAUGUGGCGAGCUGUUGCAGAAUGUUUGGGUGUGUGUGGAUGAUGUGAGACUGGUCAGUCGUGUGUGUGGAAAUGUUUGGAUCAUUUCACAUGACCCCUGACCUUUACUGCUUGACCCUUUCAUAUGACGUCGUGCUCUUGAUGCUGUAGUCAUGGAUGUUCAUGUGCACAACAGUCGGACGGUUCACUAUAGGCUGAAGAAUACUCCUACUGAACAAGAUGAUCUACAGUUCCUCAGUCUUGAGGAACGGGAGUGUAUUUUGUUCUUCGAGGAAACCAUUGGCACGCUAGAGGAGGAGCUAGAAGAUGAGGGGGCGAGAAUAUCCGCACGUAGCCACACACCUGCGGAGGUGCAUCCAGUGCCCAUUACAGUCCAACCUCCCAGCCCUGGAGAUCAUGACAUCAUUGACCUGGUGCACCCCAUGCCUGAGCCCAGCAAGCAUACAGACACACUGCCCACCAUGCCAGAUUUCCAAGAGCUGGUUGUAGCCCCAGAGACCCAUUUUGAGGUGAAGGCCAAGCAUAACCCCAUGGAGAAUUCCCCCCCAGAGCUGCCCAUCGCUGCCCCUGUGCCCGAGGAGAGUGCACACCAACCCCCACUCAGUUCUGUUCCCACCCCUGUAAUCAUCGCAGAGCACCAGGGUAUGGGCGGGGCCUUAUCGCUACCUUCAAUGUUGAACCAGCGAAGACGCAGUCUGGAGUUACCACAAAACACCUCGGCCAAACACGGCCCUCCAACUCAAGCCAAGCCAAUGCAUCUCCCAGACAACAUCAGCUUGAUGCUUGGCAGCCGGGAACACAUUCCCCAUUCCAUCGCCGCAGAAGCCGUCAGUGUGCAGGAGCGCCGGGCGCAGAUGCUUGCCAACCUCCCUGGCUCCGCCCACCCUCUGGAGGGAGGAGAACCAGUCUGUGUCCGCAAACUUCCCAUUCGGAGUGUGUCAUUCCGAGAUCCAAUGCCUGAGAAGUCCAGGAUGGAGGCGCUCUCAAAGCUUGGGCUCGUGAGGAACCGAGCACAAUCGGUCAUGCAUCCAUCUCCUAGGGACUCAAAUGCAGAAGGCAUCAGCUUUAAGACUAGCGCAACUACAGUUCAGAUGACUUUCAAGAGUGAUAAUGCACCUAUACACACCUGUAAUGCUUCAAGUAGUGUUCAUGCUCCAAACAAUGCUAAAACUUCAAACACUUCCAGUAGUUUGAAUGCCCGCAACAUUGCUAAUACUGCAAACCCCACAACAAAUAAGACCAGUAACCACACUGUUACCAGUACAGUGAACAUCAUUGCUGAUGUCCCCACUAUGACCCAUGGCAUGGACACCACGGAUCACUGUCAAACCAACACUGUUACUAAACAGGACAAUUCUAGUCCCUCACCAGCGCUAACGAGUGCUGAGGUCACACACAGUGAUUUCAACAGUUAUGGUGGUAAGAGUAUCACCUUGAACCCCACAUUGUCCUUUAGGGCUGAGUAUAUCCCACCUCAAAGUGCCACAGCCAUUUCCUUGCCCAAAACAGAAGCUCAAGAGGUCCAGCUCAACAGCUUUGGUGGUUGGUCCAGAGUCAUGAAUCCAUCCGUUGCGCACAGAGACGAGACAAAACAUGGAUAUAGCAGCUACAAUCACUCACCGCCUAGCCACAUCAGCCACCUAAAUAACCAUGGAGCCCAAUCAAAGACCUUCUCGUCUGUAAAAGAAGACUACUUGGCUGUGAGCUCGCACCCUAUAAGAAGGACCACUGACGAAGAUGUAUCUACAAUAAAAGUGACCUCCUCACACUCAGAAGCACCUUUCCAUCCAGCUGUGACCAGACAACCUCCCACUCCAGCUCCAAAACCACCUCAGCACUCAAAUCCUCUGAGUCUCUCUAGGCUGAGACCCAGUCCUCCGUCCCCAGAGUUACACCACAAACCUUCGCCAAAGUCGUCCUUUCGAUCACAGGGAAUAACAGUCCAGUUCUCUGGGAAAGGAGCCACGGAUGAAGCCAGACGUGAUGCGCUACGCAAACUUGGACUGCUGAGGGAUACAUCUUAAAGGUUCACAAACACAGAAUAGACUACAAUAUUUCGGUGUGGUGAAGACUCUAUAAAUAAUUAAAUUGAUCAUAUUUACAUAUACAUACACCAACUUGUAUGUUGUUGCAUUACUAGCAUUACCUUGUUUGCAGGUUCAAAGUCCAGGAGUUCCUGUGAAUGUUUAGGUGAAUAGACAAGAUUUAUGACCAACUGUUGGACAGCAGUGAGCCUUGUUGAUUGAAUUUCAAGAACUCUAGGGAAAAAUCAAGACUAAUAGGCAUGUCUUGUUUGGUGUGUGCUUGUUUUCCAUGCUGAGUACCACCAGAUCAAGUGUCUUGCUUGAUAUGUGGAAGAAAUCAAGGAGUUAUUUUUUGGUUGGAGAAAGUUAUCCAUUAGCAGUCCCAUUCAUGUAAAUGGCGGUUGCUUGGGGUGCCAUCUUUCCUUCAUGUGGACUCCUUCUUUUUGAGCCAAUCACCUGAGCUGUAAAUGCCAUGUGACUGCUCAGUCUAUAGUAGCACUCUUUGCAGCAUACAGGGAAAAGCCAGGACAUCUUUUUUGUACAUUGUCCAAGAAAUCAGGUCAUUGGUGAAAAAUCAACUGUAAUGAGAUAUUUGCUACUAACAUGUUGCUCAGAAUACAUCCAUACUUCUUUUGGAUGGCCAUCUAUAGAGGAAUAUGUUUUUUUUUUUGCCUGUUUAAUAUUGUAAUUACUGCAUCCACCAGUGGAGGGUAACUGUUGAUGCUAAUCGGGAAACCUUGACCCCUGACUAAAACAGAAUUUACUGUUUGUUGUUGGCAAUUUUGAUGAAGUUUUAAGAAACAAAUCCUGCAACUAAAGCUCAUCUACAUUGUCAUUUGGCAGAUGCAUUUAUCCAAAGUACAGGAAUUAGACCCAUGAUUUUAGCAUUGUUAGCACCAUGCUCUACCAGUUGAGCUACAAGCACUUGUCUUGUUCUUGUUCUCAGCGAGUCAUUUCUUUUGUCUGUUGUAUGUUUCAUGCCACGGCCAUUCAUUUUGAGUGACGAAUAUGCCAAGAAAACCAUUCUCCGUGUGCAUGCUCCAGUGGCUUGGUGGCAGAAACACAGUAACCAGGUCUGAGGUUCUAGUCCCUUGUUGCUGUUCUGUGCGAAGGCCAGAGAGUCUGCCCAGAAACACCAAGGGGAUUAUGGGUCUUGCUGAAACUCUUUUGCAACAUUUUAUAUACUAACUAUAAAUAUACCUGUAACCCCAAUAUUUGGGAAGGAAUCCUCUAUCAAGUUCCCCAUAUGCACCCAAUUCUCAUAGGACUCUGAGCAUCUUUUACUAAAUACUUGUAGCCUAACCAUGGACGACAUAAACUCUUUAAGUGCUUCAGAGAGAUUGUUUCUAAAAGAGAAGCAAGUGGAUUUCAUGGGUCCGUCUGUGGUUUUAAAUCACUGCUGUGAUUGGCAGCGACUCACAUUUAAAAGUUAUCGCUUGCUUGGUUCAGAGGAUACGAAUCUUCACUCUUAGCUAUUGAAGUGUUCUCUAUGGCUUCAGAGAUUUCUGAUAACAUAUGCUCAUGAGUGUUGACACUUUUAAAAGUAGCCGUGUAUAAUGAAAGAGCAAGUCACAUUUUGUUUGUAACCAAGCUGAAGUUCUAGACCAUGUUUGAGCAAUUAAGUAGAGGUCAGUUUAUAGAAUGCAUAUGUACAUUUACACUUAGGAUAUAGUUAUAGUUGUACAUUAUACAUGAUACAUUAUUAGGAUCAUCUGGUGUAAAGAAGCCAGACCAAUCACAUUGGUUCUCUGCUAGAUUACAUAAUACCUCACAGAGAAAUCUCUUGCAUAUUGUCUUUUUAAUAUUGUGCACAGACUGAUGUACAGCAGGCAGUUUUUAGGAUAAUACUGUAUAUUUAUUCUGUUAAUGUUGGGUGUUCGGGUGAAGUUUUCUAAAUGAUCCGAGUCCAGAUCUUUCCAGUCUUUCUUUCUCUCCAAGCGUGCCUUUGCCUUGAGACCACAGAAGAUCUCGUAAAUGGAGUGGUUGUUAAAGUAUAGUUCCUCCCACGCCAAACCACAGAGAUCCAAAUCUAGAUGCUGCUGUGGGAAUGGCAAAUCUGGAGCACAUGGGAACUAAACUGACCAGUGAUCAUUAACCAAAUGCUUUUUACCUGUUUGUAAUGAACCAAUAGCUUUAGUUCAGUGUGUGUGUGUGUGUGUGUGUGUGUGUGUGUGUGUGUAUAUUUCAGUAUGAAUGAGUGUUAGUAAAUGUAAUAGGGUAUGUUUGCCAUUGUUGUUGAAUAGUUUUUUUUUUGUUUGUUUUUUACACUCCGGUUUUUGCUUUAAAUGAAGCAGUUAUUGAAGGAUGUAGAAUGCAUGUUGUGAAUGCGUGACAUACACAGUAAAAACCAAAAACCAAAAAAACAUUUCUUUCCAUCUCUUUGUGUACAUGUGAUUGUAAGUAAAAAUCUAUAUUUUCCUCCAAUGGUUAUGAUCUGUAACAUUGUGUUGUUUCUGAAUAAACACAAUUUUAAACCCA
Molecule: messenger RNA, 4507 nt
Organism: Myxocyprinus asiaticus (Chinese sucker)
Lineage: Eukaryota; Metazoa; Chordata; Actinopteri; Cypriniformes; Catostomidae
Exons: 4
Coding region: 158-2029 (623 amino acids)
Source: RefSeq, a predicted model, not a curated record